AUGCCAAAGCGACCAGCAGGCAUCGGCGCAGCUCAGAAGAAGUCAAAAUCAGCCAGACACGAGCCCGUUGCAUCUACGUCUGCACCACAAACGGACACAAAGACCGUCAAGCUCUCGACAGGGUUGAGCCCAGGAGCAGAACUCGAGCAGCUCCGCACAGAAGCAGACAAGCACGCGACAAAGGACGGCACCGGCACGGACCAAGACCAAGCAGACCAUGUGCGCGCUUUGCUCUGGGAAUGCGAGCGACUUCAAAACCUCGCCUCGUUGGAUUAUGAAGUGGCGACCGCGAUAGGCGCAGACGGAGAGACGAGCAGGUUGACACGGAAGGCUCAUCGUGAGAUCGUUGAGCUUGCGCGUACCAGAGUGCUCGACGAACACCAGGGCUGGGCGGUCUGGCAAUUAUGCUGUUUGCUCUUCAAAGAUGACGGUCAUCAUGGCCAGCGUCUCAAGGCAAACGAGCCUGGAGAUCUGCUCGUGUGGCUCACAGCAUCGUACGAGAAGCUCGUGGCAGCCUCUGUGCCGAUGUCUGCCUCACAAAGACGAGCGCUCCUCGAGCGAGCAAACGCGGUCAUUGACAAAAGCAUACACGUAUUCGAACAGAUCAGACCGUCAGGAUCUCUACCUGAGCAGCUGUCGGACGAAUCAGAGAGCGAGGGGGAUGGAUCGCUCCUGCCGGUGUCUCUGUUCUCGACGCUCGUCUCAGAGCUCGUAGAUGUCUUUGAAACACAUCAGGCGAUCAUUGCGCCGAAACGUCGUAGCAUCUUUGACGACGACGAGCUCAUCCGAGCCUCACAAGAACUUGCGAGUCACUUCGAACUGCUCAUCGGCAGAUUGUCACAGCCAUCCGACGAUGAUGGAGCCCAGUACAUCCAACUUGCGGAUGCCUGCACCGGAAUUUCCGACUUUCUCAUCUCUCGUGUACAAUCAGCCGUGCACAAGCCAGGCAAAGAAGAUGCCAAGAUUCUAUUGCGAUGCAUCGGCAGUAUCUGCUUGUCAGGCGGCUCUCUUAUCUGCGCCGCUCUCGUCCGUCUUGCUCAGCUCGACGACGAGACCGACGAGAUCGAAUUCGAUCAGAAGCUCGAUAUUGCCCAAAAGCGCUUGCCAGGGUGCUACCAGAUUGCUUAUGACCUACUCCUGACGGCCAUCGACGCCUUUUCGACAGGGAUUUCCUUCCAUCGAUGUGAAUGGGUGCCUUCCGAGCCGUUUACGUCCAUCUCUGAUCAUGAGCCUGCGGAUCCGGACGAAGCCGAAAAGGAACAAGAUUGGCGUGCUGGGUUGAGCGAGGCGUACUAUUGCCUGAACGCUUUGGAGCGACCAGGCGAGCAGCGGGAUAGAUGGUACACACGGGGCCUCACAACGUCAACACCGCACAGUAGCGAAGAGGUGAAUGGGGCAGAUGUACAUUGA
Messenger RNA from Mixia osmundae IAM 14324, 1410 nucleotides. RefSeq lists its product as uncharacterized. The record is from RefSeq and is a predicted model, not a curated record. Lineage: Eukaryota; Fungi; Basidiomycota; Mixiomycetes; Mixiales; Mixiaceae. The transcript has 2 exons. Bases 1 to 1410 code for a protein of 469 amino acids.